AUGUCGUCGUCGAAGCGGUGGACGUCCGCCUCCGGCACCGAGCUGCCGGGCCGGUUGUCGCCGCUCCCCGCCUCCGCGCUCUCGCCAGUCCGCCAGAGUGCUUGGCGCUCAGUCUCCCGAUCGGAACCAGCCACAACAACAUCCCCCGUCGCCGUCUCGAUCGCUCGCACGCUCUGGCCAUCCUCCUCCACCGGCAGCAAGAAUGGCAAGAGCAAGGCCCCGCCUGCACCGCCGUCUCCCUUGUCCUCUGCGCCACCACCGCCGCCGUCCACGUCCGUGGCCACGCUCGCGGACCACCUUGUCAGAGAUGACGCGCCACGGGCUCUCUCCCGACAGCGCAGCUGCACCGAGCUCCCGCGCUUCGCCGACGCGGACGCGGAGACCAGGAAGAUCGGGAAGCCGUCGGGGACGAAGGGCGGCGCCGGCCACGCGUUCGGCCGCUCCAUGCGCUUCCUCCCGUCCACGAGGCCUGCGGGCGUGACGCUCACGCCGGGCCGCGUCGCGCCGUCAGACCUCCGCAGGCUCGCCAACGCAGCGUCCCUGGACGACGCCGCCGACGUCGCCAGCUCCGGCUCGGAGUGCAGCGACGCCUCCAGGGGCUCCGCCACCACCACGCCGAGGACGGCCUCCACCAAGCCGCACUCUCCGUUGCUCCCGCGCACGGGCUCCGUCCGCCUGCUCGGGUCGAGCAACACGCAGUGGGCGCUCUCGCCAGGGCGGCGCAGCGGCUCGCCGCCGCUCAAGGCGAUGACGGCGGUGGCCACGGUGCCGGAGAGCAAAGGCAAGAAGAGCCUGAUCAGCCUCGGGUGGGGCCACAUCUUCCACCGGAGGAAGCACACGGCCGAGGACGCGUCCAUCGCCGCCGUCACGGCCACCUUGCUGUCCUCGCCGGUGCCGUCGCGCAGCAGCGCAGGCGGCGGGGAGGCCGGCCACCACAUGAGGAUGGCGCAUUGCCGGCUCCUGCAGUGGCGCUUCGCCAACGCUAAGGCGGACGCCGUCCGCAAGAGGAAGAUGGCCAGCGCCGAGCUGGACUUGAUGGGUACAUGGGCAAGGGUGUCGGAGAUGAGAGGGAAGGUGGCCAGGAAGCGAGUGCAGCUUGAGAAGGAGAAGCAGAAGAUUAAACUAAACACCGUGCUGUCUUUCCAGAUGAAAGAUUUGGAGAGCUGGGGGCAGCUGCAAACCGGACAUGACUCCGCCCUGGCCUCAACAGUGGACUGCACCCAGGCAGCCGUUUGCAGGCUUCCUCUCACCAAUGGUGCCAAGGUAUCCCUAGCACCAUUGGCGACUGUUCUGCACCAAGCUCUGGAGCUCACGUUGACAGCCAAGGCAAUGACGAGAUCACUCAGUCCGAUGGCUCAGGAAACAGCGUUACUGAUCUCGAAGCUGGUGCGUGUGGCAAGAGAAGAGCAGGCUAUGUUGCAGGAGUGUGUCGAGCUGCUUAGGCUGGUCUCUGCACUGCAGGUGGAGGAACAGAGCUUGCGCAGCCAUCUAGUGCAGUCGGCAUCGCUUAGUGCUGUGAUCGUGAAGUAG
Miscanthus lutarioriparius is the source of this 1530-nucleotide messenger RNA. NCBI's taxonomy places the organism in Eukaryota, Viridiplantae, Streptophyta, Magnoliopsida, Poales, Poaceae. The record is from the annotation of a GenBank genome assembly.